GCGGGCAAGUUCCGACAAUUGUGGUGAAUGUGCUCUUUUCAAACAUGGGGAGGUUAUCUUUUUGAAGCACAGUACUAUGUGGGAUCUCGGUAACCGCGUUGCCGUGGUGUUGAUAAGCGUGACGUGCGGGUGCCUGCUGAUCUACGGCGCCUGGGGCGCGAUCCUGGCGCUGGCGCUCACCCUGCUCCUGGUGGUGUACGCGUGUUAUUCCCUCCUCGCCAACGACAGCCUAGUGUCGCCGCACGCUUAUCAGAUACUCGGCUACCUGAGCGAGGUGGUCCACGAGCUCGGCGCGGCGUUCCGGAUCGCCUACGGUCACGGUAUCGGACAAGUGCGUAAUCUCGGGCACAGUGCGAGUCGUUGUUACCGCGAACAUUUUCCAUUCAGGAUGCCUAAGCGACAAGCGGGCGCUUAUCAGCUGAGCAGCGAUCCUUACGUCGCCGUCAAGCGCAAGGACACCUCGUCGACGUCCGCGUCGUUAUCGGCAUCCAGAUUCAGCUCGAUCGAUCAAUUGAGCCCGAUCCUGCGUGUCCCUUGCCGCAUACGCGCCGAUGACGUGCUCGCGGGGGACGCUGGUAAGUUCUACGACGCCGGCGACAAUGAUCGCCUGUCGCGGCAACAGCGACAAUCCGCCUUCGGCAAGCACACCUCCACGCCGGUGAUCAAACCCAGUGACAGAGAGGAGAACUUUAGAAACGGCGACGUCGAUCCUGACUUGCGCCGGGUACCUUUCAAGAGGAUGUCCCCUCAUACUCAUUCGCUGAGUUAUGGGGAGAACACGACGCAAUUUAGUCCUGAGGGUUCUCCGUGGGGCGUGAGUAUUAGUCCUGCGAUGCGUCCUAGACCAGCGGGCAUAAAGACAGUCCAGACUGUAGCUGGACCAUUGUUAGCAUCGACAAGAUAUAAUAUCGAUCCAAAGGUGUAUACGGAUGUGACAUCGCCAGGUCUUACGACGAGAUUAACCAAGUAUGCUACAGAGGCAAAGAGUAAAUUAACCCAUCAAUCUCAAUACGGCGCUGGGCAGUUUCCGAAAGUUAAUCUUUAUGCGGGUCCAGUUCCUCUGCUGAAUGCAAAAUCCACAAAGAUGAGAAUGCCUGUGACAGUUAGGGUUGCAGCACCAGAUGUGACAAAGUAUUCUCCACCAGAAAGGCAAAAGAUUUUGUCUAAUAUUUAUCAUGCAGAGAACAGAUCACCUACGAGUGUUGUACAAGUAUUAAAAGAGAUAUCAUUAAAACGACAUGCAUCAACGGAGGAUGUUAGUUUUGAUGCCGCUAAGAAGCAAAAGACAGACAGUUUCUUCAAUGAGGAAAGAGAAUUGAUUCUAGAAGAAAACAAGCAGAAACGUGGUAGGGAUGAUUCGUCCAAAUCGGAAGAGGAUCUUUCUCCUCAAAGCAAAUCAAUCAGACCUGCAAAACGUACAAAAACACUAUCCUGUUACGAUAUCUUAAAUUCGCUGAGUUCUAGUAUGCAUGUUGCUACUGGCGUUAAAAGAAAAGCAGCUGAUUUCUCACGUAGUGGGACACCCGACCUCGAAAAGCACUUCAAGUCAUUGGAAAGUACACAUUCCGGUAAUUCUCCUACUGUGCUGCAAUCACAAAAUUUAGAUACAAGUCAUACAGAUAAACCCGAGUUUAAAGAAAUCUAUUCGAAAAAUCUUGAGACACUCAAUUCUAAGAAAACAGAAGAAUUUCCUCUGAUGAAGGGAAUAUUGAAGUCAACUAACAAAGAAUCAAGGACCAACUUAAACCAACCAGCAUCAGUAAUAAUCCACAAAACUACGAAAAAAGACGCCACCGAAAUUAAUAAUACCAAAUCCGUUGAUCCAUCAAAAUUUGUCAAAUUGACAGAAAAAUUAUUUAUGAGAGCUGAACCCGAACGGAAUGAACGGUUGAAGUCGCUCGUGGAAGAACCAAGUAAUGUAAAGGUCAAGUUUGCAAUUGAUAAUGUGGAAGAGAUAAAGAGGGAGGAUAUACGAAAUAUGAGGCGAACUAAUAUGAAGGCCAGACUCCAAAGUAUGUUCAAUGCAAUAUCAGGAAAAGAGAACAAAAUCAAUCCGGACGUCGUGAUACAAGCGGACGAUAUUAACGCAACAGUUACGCCACCAGUUACGUGUUCAGCCAUUUGCGCGACCCUUAAUUCUCUGACAACCACGACCAACAUUAAUACUAUGCCGCUCUCCACCGCGGCUAUUCUUCCAAGUGGUUCCUCUUCGUCGAGUCCCGAUGCGAAACUCGGUUCGAAACCAGCUAUAACUUUUAGCUCAACGAAUACCACACCGAAUACUAAAAUGCAGUCAAACAUGCCGUCAAUAAAUACUCCUGAAAGAAAAGAAACAACUGAUCAAGCGAAAGUCGUAUCAGUUGCGCCCGUGAUUGCGAAUACAGAGUCCUUACAAAAAACCGUAUCUUCGACUCCAAGUACAGCACCAACUUACACUUUUGGCAAACCGAAAGCAUCAGCUACAACGUCGAAUAGUUCAUUACCGAAAAGUAGCACUACCUUUACAUUAACUGCUACUACCACACCAACGUCUUUAUCAACAUAUAUUAAUUUCCUACCAGUAGAUAAAACACCAUCGAGCUGGGCAUUCGCACCUGUAAAUUCUAGCGCUACGACAAUUCAGACGAAUAACAUUAUUACUACAAGUGCAACCGUUAUUUCAUCUACUGCAGUCAAUACUACACAGGCUAAUUCUACCUUCACUUUCCGUGAUGCCAAGACAUUUUCGUCUCCUGUUACGAUCGCUCAAACUACAACGCCAAGUUUAUCGUCUCAAUCCACUGGGAUGAUGAUAUUGCCGGUUAAGACAACUUCAGGAUCAAUUAUCAGUGCCGGUUUUAACAGUACUGCGAGCAGUACAUCAAAUAGCCUCACAACAGCAACAUCCUCGUCUCCACCUUCGUUCAUUUUCGGAAGCAACGGUACCGUUUCGCAACUUCCAAAGUCGAAUAGCUUCAUGUUCGGCCAAUCUGAUAGUAACAUCCAAUCGAAAGUGAACACUUUCCGAAGUCCCUCGAACAGCCAGACGACAUCAUUGCCGCCAGUUACGACUAAAUCUUUUAAUUUCUUCACAUCCAAUAUUUUGGCGACGACUGCCGCAAGUAACUUAUUUACGAAUGUCGCAUCGUUAGCGACAUCGACAUCAACAUCCAGAUUAUCGAGCGUACCUGUGCUCAGUACAUCCACCACUUCUUCAACGGCUACUUCAUCUACCAGCAAACCUCUAUUUGCUUUUGGCACUUCCAAUACUUCAAACGCGACAUCAACAGCUGCAAUUCUACCAGUUACAACUGCCAACAAUAUAACCAAUUUCGGUGCGAUGAAGAAUAAUGCCGUUCUCACAUUUGGUACGUCUACCACGACCAUUACCCCGCAAUUUAGCACGUCUGCAAUCACCGUUCCACAAUUCGGUGUAUCCACCACGUCCAUUUUCGCCACUACAUCGAAUACAACGACGAGCACAAAUAUCUUUGGUACGACCAGCAAUAGUCAAUCAUUUUUCGGAACCGCACCAGUUGUACCGGGAACUACUAGUAUAUUUAACAGCCCGACAACUACGGUGCCUUCGAUCUUCGUUACGACGACCAACGCUGCAUCUUCGCCAAGUAGCACCAUCAGUUCCAGUUUAUUCGCCAAUGCUAACGCCAAUUUGACUUCGACGACCGCUGCGCCUUCGAUGUUCGGCAGUGGCACGCCAAUUUUUGGACAGACGAAGCUUUCGCCGUCCUUCGGAGCAGCAAGUGGCAUGUUUGGCACCGCAACCUCACCGUUAUUCAAUUCGACCACGCAAGCCGGCACGACCGCGUCCACAUUCAACAUCACCGGUAACGUCUCCACCGGUACGAUCACCCCUGGCUUUGAUAGCACGAGCAACACGACGCCCGCGUUUGGAGCACCAAGCGUAGGAACAUCGCAGACAACAUCGUCGGCUUUCGGCGGUACGACCAAUAUGUUUGGUUCGACCGAUAAGAACACAUCGGUUCCCAUAUUCGGAACGAACGCUACGCCGGCUAGUGGAACUUUUGGACCUUUGGCGACGACGAGCACCUUCGGUACGCAAAAUCCUACAAAUCUCACGUUUGGAGCUGCAGCAAGUGGCGGCACUAUGUUCGGUGAUAAUAAAUCUCCAUUCGGCGCAACGCCUGCGACUACUACGGGCUUUGCGGGUACAUCUACAUCGUCUUCGAUUCCCGCCUUCGGAGCUAGCAAUGCUAAUGCGAGCAAUAACACAAAUAAUAUGUUCGUCUUUGGGAACAAUCAGAAGGACGGACAACAGAAUACUACGUUUCCUUUCGGAUCCAAUUUUCAAGCUGGAAGCAAUAAUUCUACAGCUCCAUCGUCCACUCCAUUCCAAUUUGGACCUACAGCUCCCAAACCAGCACCAACAGGAUUUAACUUUACCACACCACAGCCAGCGACUACUACCCUAAAUUUCGGAACAUCAGCAGCACCGACCUUCAACCCCUCAACGCCUGGCAUGUUCAGCAUCGGGAGUGGAUCUACCGCGCCGCGAUCUAGGACAAUUCGUACGCGAAAACCGAGAUGAUGGAGGAUGUAAACGUCGCUCGUUCGUUUGAGUGCAUAUUUUCGUUGAAAUAUAUAUUUGGAAUGUUUGUUCAAUUAUAUUAUUUUAUAUAUAAUUUCAUGCGAAUAUAAAAA
Formica exsecta is the source of this 4659-nucleotide messenger RNA. RefSeq names its product nuclear pore complex protein DDB_G0274915-like. The record is from RefSeq and is a predicted model, not a curated record. The transcript is spliced from 6 exons. The coding region runs from base 77 to 4546 and encodes 1489 amino acids. NCBI's taxonomy places the organism in Eukaryota, Metazoa, Arthropoda, Insecta, Hymenoptera, Formicidae.